AUGAGUGGAUUCUCAAAUUGGUUUGAUCCAUUUGGAUCAAAUUCUGCUUUACAAAAUUCAACCUUUCCUUCACAAAAUUCUGACGAUCAUUCUCAAAAUUCGAAGGGUUGUCCGAAUUUCUCUUGGCCAAAUAUGCCUCCAAAUCCUCAUAUAUAUCCUAACAAUCCCAUGAAUGCUCCUCCAUUUGAAUUUUCAUCUCAAGGGCAUCCACCUCAAGGGUUUCAGCCAUAUGGAUAUCACUCACAUUGGUAUCCCCACCAAGCGUAUUCCCCGCAAGGAUUUACGUUUUCAGACUCGUCAAGGAGGAACAACGUAGAUAGGGUGAGUAGUGAUCGAAGAACGCCAUUUUCGAGAAAAGCAUCUAUGCAAGACGUAGAAAAUAUAGAUCUCUCUGGUGAUGCACACUCUAACGACGACAAUCAUCCUACCAAAAAGAGUCGGGCGUAUUAUUCGGAUGCAGAGUGUGAGCUCGUUGCGCAAUGUUGGAUCGAUAUUAGCGUCGAUUCAGUGGUAGGAAAUGAUCAAAGAGAUGAGCAAAUGUGGAAACGUAUUAAAAAGGCCUACAACGAAAAUCGUCCAACCAACACUCCAGCAAGGGAACUUAGCUAA
Messenger RNA from Salvia miltiorrhiza (redroot sage), 609 nucleotides. RefSeq lists its product as uncharacterized. The record is from RefSeq and is a predicted model, not a curated record. Lineage: Eukaryota; Viridiplantae; Streptophyta; Magnoliopsida; Lamiales; Lamiaceae. The coding region runs from base 1 to 609 and encodes 202 amino acids. The transcript has a single exon.